This is a messenger RNA of Acanthaster planci (crown-of-thorns starfish), 3221 nucleotides long. RefSeq names its product cytochrome P450 3A2-like. NCBI's taxonomy places the organism in Eukaryota, Metazoa, Echinodermata, Asteroidea, Valvatida, Acanthasteridae. Gene Ontology annotation, molecular function: oxidoreductase activity, acting on paired donors, with incorporation or reduction of molecular oxygen; steroid hydroxylase activity; iron ion binding. The record is from RefSeq and is a predicted model, not a curated record.
AUGGCUGAUUCGUCCACCGGUUCCAGCAGCAGGCGUACUUCAUCUGUUGCUCCAAGUGAUGACACGUCUGACGUCCAGGAGAACUGUGGUGUGACCGUAAUGCAACCCAGCAAUGGGGUUGGCUGCAGGAAAUGGGACAAGAAACACUUCUGCUUUUACUGCGAUGUACCCCAGGCCAAGCUCCCCCGCAAUCUCCAGUUAUGUCACAGGGGAGAAAGAGAAGUCGUCGAGAUCGCCUGCGAGCUCAACGCUAGUUUGCAACAGGUUCUUAGUCCAAUGAAUAGAGAUGAUGUGGCUUUGGUAGUCAAGAAUGACACGUUGAUUGUUGAAUUAGCCAAGCGUGAAUACAUGAAACUAGGGCACGAUGUAGAUCAGCAUGGCUACAUCCGUAACAGGGCCGUGCACGAUAUUUCCGGCUUUAGGGAAGACAAGCAGUUGUACGAUGUUCUGUCACUAGCGCUGAAGAUUGGUCAUUCCAUCAAGAAGUGUGCACUCCUGAAAGGAAGUGCCCUAGAGUACGGUCAAAAACACAAAGCGGAGCGUGUGGAAGAGUUUCUGCAGGUCACGAAUUCGCUAAACGUACACACAGCACAGAUAUCUCGCUCGUUACACAAAGGAAAUAACAACUUUGGUGAAGAAUGCGUCAGGAAAUACGGGAAAGUCGUUGGAAUAUACAAAUUGCGCUCCCCGCUUCUCUACGUGUCGGAUAUAGGCAUCGUGAAAAAGGUUCUGGUUACCGACUUCAGUAAAUUUCCAAAUCAUUGGGACAUCCCAGCAUUAGGUUUCCCGCUGGACAAGGCUUUAACGUACAUGAAAGGUCAGCGAUGGAAAGACGCUCGUGCAAUCGUAACUGCGUCUUUCACGGCAAACAAGCUGAAGCAGAUGGUGGAUAUAUUCAACGACAUCUGUGACCCUCUACUUGAAAACAUCGAAAACGCCCACCUCCAAAACAAACCAAUCGACGCAAAGAAAGUCUUUUUGAGUUUCGUCCUGCAAAACAUCGUGGCGAUCACUCUGGGUUUGGACGUCUCGUGUCAAAAAAACCUUGACCAUCCGUUCGUGAGACGGAUCCAGAGAGCAUUCAACCCAACUUUGUUCACACUGAUCCCGAUACUUUUCCCGCCGCUUGGCCCACUUUUUGAACUGAUGGGAGCCAACAUAAUCCCAAAUGAGUCGGUUGAGUUCUUCAAGAAAGUCAUCCACCAGUCUCUUGAAGGAGGAGACAUGAUACAACAGUGUGGGGGCAAGGGUCACAACAAGUACACCGCCAUGAUUGAAGAAAUCUACAAAUACACCGACCUUCCGGACACUCUUCCACCUCCUGAGCAGACUGGUAAGCCGAAGAGACUCACCUACAAGGAGUUUCUGGGCGGGAGUGUUCUUGCGUUUGCUGCAAAUAACGAAGCAACUUCCACGAUCCUGACAUGCACCGCCUAUCAGCUUGCUCUGAGCCCCGAAGUCCAGGACAAACUGAUUGAAGAGAUCGACAGGAUUGCGCCUACCCCCGCCGACAUUAAGUACGACACGAUGAACAAAAUGAAGUAUAUGGAGACGGUGAUAUACGAGUGUUUUCGUCUGUAUCCCCCAGUGGUGUCAACUGACCGCGAAUGCUUGGAGACCGUGACGUAUGGCAAGUACACUCUGCCGAAGGGACUGGUGAUCCACAUCCCGGCUUAUUCAGUGCAACAUGACGAAGACGUUUGGCCAGAUCCAGAGAAAUUUCAUCCAGAGAGGUUCAGCCCCGAAAACAAAGCUUCCAUCGAACCGGUGGCAUGGCUUCCCUUCGGCGGUGGUCCGCGGACCUGUGUCGCCGUCAAAUUCAUCACACUCCUGAUAAAGGUCUUCUUGACCCGAGUCCUGCAGAAGUACCGUUUCGAAACCUGCCCCGAAACACCGAUCCCUCUGAAGAUGAAGAAGAUGACUAUGCUGGAACCGCAAGACGUCUACGUACGUGUGGUGCCAAAAGAACACCGUUAAACUCUGCCAUCAAACAGUGACUACUUUUCGUAUUGAAAAAUCUGGAGCAAAUUUCGUGGAUCUGAUCAGCUCAAAUUUGUUCAGCUUAUAAAUACCAGAUGCCCCACCUGCCAAAAUUUAAUUCGAUGCAUAUUGCUUCUGUUUAUUUUCUAGCUUUCCCCAUAGUGAAUGUAAGUUUGUAUAAUCUUUUGUUUCAUUUACUCAAAUUAACACAAGAGAAACGUUAUCCAAGUUACCCUGAUAUACGAUAAGGUUAUUAAAAGAGUUUAAAAUUCUUACGACCGUAGACAAGAUAAUAAAAGAAUAGUUUCGGCCUCAACUUUAAAUCAAAUGAUUAAACCUCAACAAUUACCUUUUAAAAGUUACAUUGAAAAAAUCCAACAACCUAUACAAGACGUUGUUAAAUUCUGGAAACGCAGAAAAACACAGACGAAUAUCGGUGCACCAUUUGGCAUUAUAGAAUUAGACUCCUGUUCGCCUCAUUUUCAAAAUACAUUGAGUACCUGCAGCAAUUUUACAGAGACACACUAGUAUGCACUUGUACUAUUUAAUAAAAUAAGACUUGUGUUGUGCUGGAUAACAAAUGUAGAUUUGUGAACCGUUGCUCUCAGAAAUUAAACACGCUACCACUGAGUACAACUUUUCAAAAUACACUUUCCAAAGUGGCUUUCUAAAUAAUCACAUUUUAUCUGAAGACAUUGCUGGUUUUCUCUUUCUGGCCAAGUUUUCAUUCGAAAAUACGUUUCAGAAUUAUUUUAAAGGAGCUUAGGUUUUUCAAAAAACCUUAACCACUGAUUUUAUCUUCUCAGAUUCAAUCUUAUCUCUAAAACGAUUGUUCUUAUAUUCCGAAAUUUAAGAUAAAUCUUAUUUCUGUUUCAUCAAAAAGGUUAAGAUCAGUAUCACUCUGACCUUUUCUCUGAAUCAUUCUUAACUUAAUUAUUGAUCCAAAUCAAAUGUAGAAAAACAUAAAUGAUCUCAAAGUUUGGCGUAAAACAGUAUCUUUCAAGUGUGCAUGUACGACCAAUUUUGUGCUUUAGAUUUAUGCCUACACUAGAAUAUCUCAAACUGCAUUAUUUUUCAUAAUUACAAAAAAUGAGAUAUUACAGUGAAAUACAAGUUCCUACCUUUUUACUCGUGCACAUUUCAAUCCUUUUUGUUUGGUUUAAUAUGUAUCCUCUUACUCUUGAGGUUAUUGCAUCGUUCAUGUGAAGUCUGAUCUCCAAGUUAGUCAUCUCUCUCUCUCU